AUGGCUCCUUUUCCCCCGCCACCAGUGAGCACGAUUGACUGGAGCAACGUGGGCUUCAAAGUCCGCGAAGUCAACGGUCAUAUUGAGUCCACCUUCCGCUAUUCGUCACCCACACCAGAAUGGAGCAAACCACGUUUCGUGACCUCUCCCCAUCUAUCAAUCCAUGGCAUGGCCCCCGGUCUCAAUUACGGUGUCCAGUGCUAUGAAGGCAUGAAAGCCUUCCGACAGCCAGAUGGGUCGAUCUCUAUCUUCCGUCCCGAUCAGAAUGCUCUGCGCAUGCAACGUUCCGCCGAAUUCAUUUCUGUUCCCCCUGUCCCUGAGGAGCAUUUCGUGGAGUGCGUGAAUCUGGCCGUGGCUAUGAACGCCGAAUUUGUCCCCCCGCACGAAACCGGCGCGGCGAUGUAUAUUCGCCCGUUGUUGUUCGGCUCGAGUGCGCAGCUGGGACUGAAUCCUCCAGAUGAGUAUACCUUCGUGGUGUUUGUCAUGCCCACUGGCGUGUACCAUGGUGUGCAUGCCGUUGACGCCCUAAUCUUGGAAGAUUUCGACCGGGCGGCGCCGGAGGGCACGGGCAGUGCAAAGGUGGGAGGCAACUAUGCGCCCGUGCUCCGGCACAGCGAAAAGGCACGUGCUCAAGGGUUCGGUAUCACUCUGCACUUGGACAGCAAGACACGGAGCGAGAUUGAUGAGUUUUCCACCUCGGGAUUUCUGGGUGUGCGGAAAGACGGCGACAAGACGACGAUUGUGGUGCCCGACUCGAAAAAUGUGAUCAAGUCCGUGACCUCGGAAUCUGCCUGCCAAAUCGCCAAAGACAUGUUCGGCUACAGCGUGGAGAGGCGCCGUAUUGACUAUAGCGAGCUUCCUCAAUUCACCGAAAUCAUGGCCGCCGGCACCGCAGCGAGUCUGGUACCCAUCAAGAGCAUCACGAUGAAAUCCAGAGGCGACAAGUUCGAAUAUCCGGUCAACGAGAAGCUAGAUCCUGGUCCAGUUUGUGCACAGCUCUUGAGCACGUUAAAGGGUAUCCAAAUGGGAAAGGUCAAGGAUCAGUUCGGUUGGAAUAUGAAAGUCACGGAGCCACCCAAGGAGUUCCUUCAAGCCGCGACGAAUGGCGGCGUCCACGGCGGCGUGGAUGAGUUGCCGUAA
Molecule: messenger RNA, 1140 nt
Organism: Fonsecaea erecta
Lineage: Eukaryota; Fungi; Ascomycota; Eurotiomycetes; Chaetothyriales; Herpotrichiellaceae
Product: branched-chain amino acid aminotransferase
Exons: 2
Coding region: 1-1140 (379 amino acids)
Biological process (GO): branched-chain amino acid metabolic process
Molecular function (GO): branched-chain-amino-acid:2-oxoglutarate transaminase activity
Source: RefSeq, a predicted model, not a curated record